Messenger RNA from Schistosoma haematobium, 5569 nucleotides. RefSeq names its product Innexin inx2. NCBI's taxonomy places the organism in Eukaryota, Metazoa, Platyhelminthes, Trematoda, Strigeidida, Schistosomatidae. Gene Ontology annotation, cellular component: plasma membrane; gap junction. The record is from RefSeq and is a predicted model, not a curated record. The coding region runs from base 264 to 1931 and encodes 555 amino acids. Gene Ontology annotation, molecular function: gap junction channel activity. The transcript has 5 exons.
AUACGUUUUAUUAUAGAGUGGAUUAAAUUGGUGUGUUCAAUUCUAUGAUUCUAUUCCAUUAAGGAUCUUUUAUUGACUUUGAUAAAAAAGUUCAUGUUUCGUGAUCGUUGAACAAAAAAGAUCAUACUCCUAACAUCUAUCUAUCCUAUAUAUCCAUUAUUUGAAUAACUGAUUUCCUCUCAAAUACGAACAAUACGAAUUACCAAUAAAACAUAGGUGUACACAUCAGUCACCAUAUUGAAAAUUAACAUUUUUCAUACAAUAUGGUUGCUUCAGAAUUUCUCGGUUAUAUUCAAUCAUUUUCUGUAUGUAACUUUGUUGGAUUUGAAGAUUUAGCUGAUCGAGCAAAUUUUCAAUGGAAUGUUAUUGUACUACUACUAUGCAUGGUUUUAGUAACAAUGAGACAAUAUUUUAUGACUCCAUUAGUGUGUUAUUUACCGACAACAGUGAGUGGAGUCAAUGCAGAUUCUUAUAUUACUAAUCUGUGUUGGAUUGAAGGGACAUUUCCUAUUAAUUUAACAUCUGGGAUUGUACCACACAAACUACAGGAAUGGGAUGCACUUCGACCGCAACAAAUGAACUAUUAUCAAUGGGUACCAUUAGUAUUAGGUUUACAAGCUAUUCUAUAUUAUAUUCCACGUAUUAUAUGGAGUAUAUUCACAUAUAAUCGUACUGGUACAGAUUUACAAAAUUUAAUACGUCAAGCUAAUUUAAUUACUAAAGAAGAUGGUGAAAAACGUCAAAAAAUGGUACAACAUAUUGCUAAAACAUUAGAAUUAUUAUUAUUUAAUCGUCGUGAAUAUCGUACAAUGGAUACAUUGAAUAAUUCAUUUCGUCGUUCAUUAUCAUUUAUGCCUGGUAAACGUCAUGGCAACAAUUUAAUUUAUGUUUAUUUAACUAUUAAAAUCUUAUAUUCAAUUAUUGGAUUUUUUCAAUUAUAUUUAAUGUAUUUUUUUUUACGUUUUAAUUCAUAUGAAGGUUAUUGGUUAUUUGGUUAUCGUUUAUUAACUGAUAUAAUAAAUGGUAAACAAUGGACAGAAACACAAAUUUUUCCUAGAGUCGGUAUGUGUCGGCAUACAUUACAACAUGUUGGUGCUAGUAAUACAUUAUUUGCACAAUGUGUAUUACCAAUUAAUAUGUUAAAUGAAAAAAUUUAUAUUUUUUUAUUUUUUUUUCUUGGUUCCAUUAUGUUACUAACUAUAUUGAGUAUACCAUUAUGGUUAUAUCGUAUGGGUUUAAAACAACGUCAAAGACAUUUUAUUAAAAGAUUUUUAAAAAUUGCUGAUGUUUAUGAUCGUAAUGAUCCUAAAAUGGCAUUACUUACCGAUCGUUUUAUGAAUGAAUUUUUAAGAAAAGAUGGACAUUUUAUAUUACGUAUGUUAUCAAUGAAUGCUGGUGAUUUAAUUACAGUAGAAAUUGUAUGUAAUUUAUUUGCGGAUUAUAAAAAACGGUUUAUCGGUAUUGAUUUUCGUGGUCCACCACCACCACCUAUUGUACCGAAAUUACAUAAUAAUAAAUAUCAUGAUUUUGAUGGUUAUAUUACUACAGCAACAACAACACCAGCACAACAUCAUUCAAAUGAUAUAAUAAAAUUAAAUAAUCUUGAUAAAAAUCCAUCUGGUUUUAUAAGAUUAGAAGAAGGUGGUACAGCGAAUUUACGUCAACGACCAGCAAUUCCAUCUGCACCAAUUUAUUCAGAGAAUUCAAUUCCACCAGCAUAUCAAUAUGCAACUGGUAUAAAAGAUUCAGAAAUUUAUCCAUUAAGUAUUGUACGAAAUAUGCCACGUGAUACUACUAGUACACCAAUGGAAACGAACACUAAUGUUACUAAUUCAAAUCAAUAUACUCCUAAAAAAAUUGAUGAUAAUAUUAUUGUUCAUGAAAAAGAACAAUUGAAUAAAGUUCCACAAUAUACUCCAACGGAAGUAUAAUAUUUUGAAUACAUUUAUUACUAGGAUGGGGGAGGGGAAAGUGAAAGUGUAGGGGGGGGCGUGUGUGUGUGUGUGUGUGGAUGGAUGGAUGGAUGCAUGCAUAUAAAUAAUCCAAUAUAUGUGUGGUCACUUCUUUAUUUGAUGGCAUAUCUUACGUGAUUGUUUAAUCAUUGUUAAUAAAUUAUAGUAAAUGAUUAUGUUGGUUAUUCCAUUUGUAAUCUUUAUGUACUCUAUGUCUAUGUUAUAUAAUGUGAAUAACAAACGUUUUUUUUUGUUCAUAUGUUCAUUUUUGACUAUUCUUCUUGUUUGCUAGACAUUAAACAUUGUAAUUACUAUAUACUAUGUGUUCCCUCAUUUCUCUUCUUUUUUUUUGUAUACGAACUUUGUUUGGUUUGGUUUUUCUAAAAAAAUUUUUGUAGCAUUCGUUUUGAUGUAUGUUUUCUUCUACAUUUUUAGAUACACAACUGGUUAAUGGUUUAAAAAGAGAUGUAACUGCCUAUAUGUUUGCGAUGAUUAUGAAGGUUUACUUUAAGUUGUUGUUAAGUUCAUGAUUUAAAUCUAGGGGUAUACUGAAUGUCAGUUACGUUUUAGUGUAGAAUUCCUUGAUCUUUUAGGAAUAUUGAAUCUACAAUCUUCAGUUCUUAUAUUGUUACCGAGUAGUAGCAUAACAGAUAUCAAGGUUUUUUUUUCAAUGCUCUUUGAUGUUUAGUAGUAUGUGUGAUUGAAAUAGAUUUGUGAUUUAAACUAUCAAUUUAAUAGUGUCCAUAAUAGUCAUCAUUUCUGGCGACAAUUCAUCAUUUAGAACAAAUGAUUCGUUUAAUAGCUUACGGAGCUCUACAACUUUUUCUAGAUAGGUUAAAUGGACAUUAAGGUUUAGUGAAGUAACCGAAUUGAUAGUAUUUUUGGUUGAUAGAAAGCAUCCAACUAUAUAAAUAUAGAACAGCUAGCCAACUGACUGAACAGUUUAUUACAUAAUAAUGGAUCUUGCUGUCACAGGUAAUUUAAAAAUUAUGAAAACAAUGGUUAUAAAACAUUCAUCAUAUCAAAAUAUCAGAAGGGGUUUUGUGGAGAUUUUAGUAAAACCUGGAAGCAAUAGAAAACAGUUUCGUCCUAGUACAUGCCUCCUCAGCAAUACGCAUCCGCGAUCCCGCCCCCCGCGAGAUUCGAACCCAGGGCCUGUCAGUCUUGCGCGCGAGGGCUUAGACCACUGAGCUGGCAUCUAACGGUUUUAAUGUCUAAAUUCACUAGGACGAAACGUCCGUCCAAUGCUUCCAAGUUUCCCAUAGUGGUCUAGCUUCGAUUGACUCAUGAUUUCAACUAUUGAUAUCAAAAUGCUUUACAAGACGUAGUGAAAUCGAUAACCAAAUUAUCUGUAGGUAGUUGUUAAAACCGAAAAUACAAUGAUUAUUUUUUCACAAAACAUGGCCAUUCUGUAUUAUUUUUAUAACAGUAUGCUUUAAGCAACCACAUAAUUGGUAUACGUUAUGAUCUCUACACCUAUGAUAAUGAAUCUUGCACAUUUACUACUGCAUUCCCGUUCGGUAUACCAUUUUACUUAUAUAUUUGAACACAUUGGUACAAGGGGGCACCAGAUAUAUAUGCGCCACACAAAUCUCAUUUGACUUGUGUGAGGGCUGUGAUACUGCCCAGGUGCUCAAACCGAAGCAGGUGGUUUUCAUGGGGAACACAACCGGAGCCUUCGACCUGAAGGUCUGAUCCAUAAGGCAAUGAAGCAACAUCAGGAGAUGCAGUGCCAUGGUUCAUAUGCCAUUUGUUCCCUCAGGAUCCUGUAGCCGAUGUGCACCAUUGGUUUGGAAUGAGGGUUUUUCAACAGCCCUAGUUGGACUCACCGUAUCCACCAACCAAGUUAAAGCACAGAACAUUCUCUUUUUAUCCUCUGAAUUUCGUAAAGAAUACCCGUGUUGUGAGAAUGCAGUGAGUAGGACUUCCCUUGUGGAGGCUAUAUACGCGUGGCGAUGUGAGAGCAUUUCGAGAAGUAGAGCGAACUCCCCCCACUCUCCGCCUUACCAGGGCAUUCGGGGGUAAUUCAGUAUACCAGGUAAAUUAACCUCUUGCCUUAACCACUAAGCGCAUUAAAAUAAAAAGGGCAGAUCAGUAGGUAGAAGUGUUUUCAUAUUAUUUAUUAUUCAUGACGUUUAAUGUAAGACAACAAUAUGAAUAAGUUGGUAAUCCCACUAAGUAUACAGUUGAGACGUUUUCGAUAAGAAAUGAUUUAAUAUAUUAAUAAAUAGUUCACAUUAGUAGCUAACUAGUGCUGGCUUGAUUUUAUAAAUCAAGUUUCAAUGUGGAUACAAGUUUAGGUAUUUCAACAUCUCGUGUACUAUACUUUGAUUUGAUGUAGUUGCUGAUUAUCGUUAAAAAAAGUCCCCAUGACCCCGGUUUCUUACUAGUUGACAGUCAUUAGUAAUGGUUAUUUGCAAAGUAAAUAUCUUAGUCCUACAGAAGGUCAAUCGCCACCCGAAUGACUCGACAGAAACACUUUAGAAUGCGGUUUCAAAUGUCGCGGAUCUGAAUCCUAUUAGGAGUAUCAAUUUUCUUAAGUUACAGCUAUGUCUUGCAGAAGAGACAUAAUAAAUAAUCUUAUCACUCCUAUCAAUCUCUACAUACAACCUUUGUAUUUGUAUAGGUGUGGAUAUCGUGAAUCAUUUUCAGUCCUGAUAAUGGAAGAAGACAACAUUGGGAAUGUUUUUUAGAUAAAGUGUAAGACAACGUCGAUAAAACUUCCUCGGUCUUUGUCCAGUAUGUGCCGAUGAAAGGUAAUAAAGAUCUUCACGGAAAGCGAUACAAUCAUACCAAAUUUAUUAUCUAGUCUAUUUAGGACUGCAAUUAGAUGCAUGUAUAAAACAGCAAGUAGUAGUAACAACAAAUUUCUGAAGCUCACUUAAAUGUUAAAGAAUGUCAAUCAUCUGAGCUAAUGGUAUUAUUCUCCCCAUAAACCUGUCAUUUGUCAGACAGAAAAAUAACUGAAAAACUUACGCCUGUUACCCCUUGUAGAGGAGCAUAGGUCGCUCAUUAGCAUUCUCCACCGAACUUUGUCCCAGGCAAUCCUUUCCAGUUGUUAUUUGUCCUGAUGUCUGCUUCCAUGCAGUGUGUUCUUUGAUCUUCCUCUUUCCCGUUUCCCUUCAAGAAUCCAAGUUAGAGAUUACCUCGUGAUACAGCAAUUUAUGUCCUAACCACUUCCAACUUCUUUCCUUAAUUCCCUCCUUAUCUGGAAGUUGGUUUGUUCCCCCCCACAGUAGGCUGUUGUUCAUGGUAUCCGGUCAACGGAUAUUGAGAAUCGUGCAUAGACUAUUGUUGAUAAAUACUUGUACUCUUUUGAUGAGGGUUGUUGUAGUUCUCCAAGUUCCAGCUCCGUAGAAUAGAGCUGUCUUGACGUUCGUAUUGAAGAUUGUGACUGAAAUUGAUUGAAAAUUGUUUUGAGUAUGUUAUUCAGUUGUAGGAAUGUUGUCCUUGCUUUGCCAAUCCUCGCCUACAUCAGGAUCACGUUCAUCGAUGAUGUCAUUCAGGUAAAUAUUUGAAAGCUUCCACCUCUCCCAGAGUUUCUCCAUCAAAUGUUAUUGAGUUGGUGUUCUCCGUGUUGUAUUUGAGGACCUUACUUCUUUCCUCAUAUAUAUUGA